Acanthoscelides obtectus is the source of this 1791-nucleotide messenger RNA. The record is from the annotation of a GenBank genome assembly. NCBI's taxonomy places the organism in Eukaryota, Metazoa, Arthropoda, Insecta, Coleoptera, Chrysomelidae.
AUGGAGGGUGUGAUUACUAACAAUGAGCCAACUAUUGCAGAUUUCAUCACCCAGACAGCCGCAGGUGUAAACAUUAGACGAGUGAACCCUGCAACACCCCCCGUCGCAGUGCCUGGAACCAGUCGAAUGAGUCCUACACCAUCCGACGUCGUAGUGCCGGGCGCAAGUCGAGAGAGUUCAACCACCGGCAACGAUUCACAAGCGAGUGCGGGUAGCAGGACAAUUCGCUGUGAGAGUUGCAGCUGUGAGGUAUCGAGGAAUGCACAUGCGGCACAUCUGAAAAGCAUUAAACAUAAGGCACAUCUAUGGAGACCUUUACAAAAUAAUGUGUCAGUAUGUCGAAGUGCAUUCCGAGGUAGUAAAAUCGAACAAAAAUCGAAAGACUUUGCAGAAAAAGACUCAGGGUGGGUGUUGGAAAACAUUUUAUAUUUAGAAAUUAAUAUUAAUAAAUAUAAUCCGUUGAGGGCAGCAGCAUAUUUGCCGCUUCCUAAGGAAAUCACGAACAAAAAGGCUGUACUCAACAUACGUAACACUGAGUACUGCUUUGCAUGGUCGAUUGUAGCUGGUAUGAUAAAACCAAAGGGUCGAGCGUCACUAACAACGUCAUAUCCACAUUUUUCGAACAUUCCUGGUUUAAACUUUGCAGGAAUGGACUUUCCCGUUGCUCUCAAGUCAAUAUCAAAAUUUGAAAGAUUGAAUAAUAUGUCAAUUAACGUUUAUGGAAUAGAAAAGGAAUUCAUUGAUGGAAAGUCUAAAUAUCAGGUGGUAGGACCGUUACAUUACACGGCGCAAAAACAACCCACUCAUCUGAACUUAUUACUUAUUGAUGAUUCAGAAGUUAAGCUGCCCCAACUGGAAACCAGAGUUGAUCGCCUUGGAAACACGGUAAUGGAUAAUGUGCUGAAAUUUGAACAGCAUCACAAACAAUUAAGACUACCGUUUUGCGUUUAUGCGGACUUUGAAUGCAUCCUAGCUCCGAUAGACAAUCACUCAAGUGCUUCAGAGGAUAUGCGAUUUGUCGAUUCAUAUCAGUUUCUAUCGUCAAAAUUAGAAACCUUGGCAUCCUUUUUAAGCGCAGAACAAUGUCGGACGGUACGAAAAGUCUUUCCUGAGGACGAAAAGUUCUCCUACAUGAGAUGCAAAGAUGUCUCAAAAACGGUAAUAUAUGACUUUUUCUAUGACUUUCUGAAGCGUCAAUAUGGUGAUAAGGUGUCUGUAGCUUACACGGACACUGAUUCGCUAAUCGUACAUGUUGAAACCGAUAAUUUCUAUGAGGACAUGAAAUCACACAUACAUUACUUUGACACAUCCAAUUAUGAUGCUUCCAACCCACAUAAUAUGCCUCAAACAGCGUCAGAGUUGGGUAAGAUGAAAGACGAAUAUGCUGGUAAGAUACUGUCUGCAUUUUAUGGUAUAGGUCCCAAAGCAUACUGUAUAGAUGCGGUAUACCAAGUAGCUAAACGAGCCAAAGGUAUAUCUAAGGCGAGUGUAAAAAAUCAGUUACAUUUGCUACAUUAUAAGGAUAUUGUUGAGGAGAAACGGACAUCUGUAUACUGUACGAUUUAUGUAUUUAAAUCGGAGUCGCACAAUAUCUACACAAAUUAUAUAAAAAAAGUAGCAUUGACCAGUACGGAUGAUAAACGUUUCUUGAUACCAAACUCAACAAAGACAUUAGCUUGGGGUCAUCAAGAUAUAUUAUUUCAUAACAUGUCACAUGAGGAGCGCUUGGAUACAUUACUGCACUUGAUGCAAGAAGCCAUUGUGUUGAAUAAUAAGCAUCAGAUAGCAUGA